AUGGCGAACGAGAUUGCCGCCGCGCACACGAAGCACAAUCGCACUGCGAAAGGCUUGGUUCUGGAGCGUCUCCUGCAAGGCGCGCGUGGGCUGGAUGUUGGCACGCAACAAGCGAGCGGGGUCGGGGGCACAUUCUUCAAAGUUACCAGCAAUACCGGCAGCAGUCUUGACGACAGCGUUUUUAAACGUAAUUUUAUACAGGGUAGAGUCAAGGGUUUGGAAAUCACGGGAAAGCUCUCUCUAAGAAUCAAAGGUCUAGACCGGACUCGUGUUGCUGGAUCCAGCGGGCGCGGUAGCCAAGAGAGCGGCCAAGGCCAGCACGAGAAGAGUUUUUUGAGGAGCAUGGUAGGUCAGAGAGCGGAGCGAGGAUGGGAGUCACGGCUUUGGCAAGGAUCAUUCGUCGCUCUGGCUAUGGUUCCUACCGGGAAAUCCUUCCCAAUUAAUUUGAACAUUGGUGGUACCUCUGGUGCCGAGGAAUACAUAGAGCCACCCUUGGAAGGGCACGCCUGGGGUUGUUUCGGAUACACGGAGGAGGAGGACUUGGGCGACGACUGUGCAGAAGUCUUUGACAUCAUAGUGCGCGCGCGUGCAUUGCUUACAUGUGAGGAGAGCCACCGCGUUUCGGUUGUCAUUGUUGACCGGUGGGCAUAUCUCUCGUGUGACAAGAAUUAA
Phaeodactylum tricornutum CCAP 1055/1 is the source of this 672-nucleotide messenger RNA. RefSeq lists its product with no specific name. The coding region runs from base 1 to 672 and encodes 223 amino acids. The transcript is spliced from 5 exons. The record is from RefSeq and is a predicted model, not a curated record. Lineage: Eukaryota; Bacillariophyta; Bacillariophyceae; Surirellales; Neidiaceae.